GCUGGUAUAUUGCAAUACGGUCACACAACAGCCGCAACAAAAUAAAGGAGGAAAAAAAGGCAAAUUGGGUGGAAAACUGGAUUUCGUCGGGCGGAAAAUUUGCUUUAGAGCUCUUUAAGCAGCUUUUGGAGUGCAAAUAAUGAAAUAUAUUGAAAAAACAGUGAGCGCAAGUUUGUAGCAAGGAUUUGGGAAGGAAACUUGUUUCUCGGUGUCUGUGUGUGCAGUGCUUGUGCCUGUGUGCGUGAGAAGGAGGCGGAGAGUCGGAAGACAGGAGAGUUUUUCGCAGGGGAAUUACGCCAACUUUGUGGGAGUUCAAGUCUCUCUGUGUUGGGUGUGUGUGUGUGUGUGCAACACCCCCAAGCCAACGCACACAAAGCUAGCUAACCGUCGUUUGUUUUGUGCUUACAUUCGCGUGCCGCCUUUGUUUGGUUUUCUUUCCCCUCGCUUUUGGAUAGUGAUUCUCCUUGUUUUCAUCGGCCGGCUUUGAGUACGGAUUCGCCUGCUCCCAUCCCGACUCCAGUGCCGAUCCGAUCGCCCUUGCGGGUUCGCAUCCGGAUCCAGUAACAACGCCGCCGUGGAUGCCCAUGCUCGCACCCUGGGCCUCGCCCAGGACUUUGGCAUGGGCGGCGGCCCCCCGGGGGCGGGUCCGCCUGCCCACAUGUACGGCGCCGUAGCCCCGCAGGACAUAAUUGUCCGGGACAUGGUGCAAAUGCCGCCGCCGCCGCCUUCAAAUGCUCCCACAUCGGCGGACGCCUGCCUGAGCAUCGUCCACUCACUGAUGUGCCAUCGGCAGGGCGGCGAAAGCGAGGGAUUCGCCAAGCGGGCAAUUGAGUCGCUGGUCAAAAAGCUCAAGGAGAAGCGAGACGAACUGGACUCACUGAUCACGGCAAUCACCACGAAUGGAGCCCAUCCCAGCAAGUGCGUGACCAUCCAGCGCACCCUUGACGGUCGACUUCAGGUCGCCGGUCGGAAAGGCUUUCCGCAUGUGAUAUACGCCCGGAUUUGGCGUUGGCCGGACCUGCACAAGAAUGAGCUCAAGCACGUUAAGUAUUGCGCCUUCGCCUUCGAUCUGAAGUGCGACUCGGUGUGCGUAAACCCCUACCAUUACGAGCGCGUCGUCUCCCCGGGCAUCGAUCUGUCCGGGUUGAGCCUGCAGUCAGGGCCCAGUCGCCUGGUGAAGGACGAAUACUCAGCCGGUCCACUAGUGGGCGGCAUGGACAUAGAUGGCAACGACAUCGGCACAAUACAGCACCAUCCCACGCAAAUGGUGGGCCCAGGCGGCUACGGAUAUCCACAGGGACCCACAGAAUAUGUUGGCGUAGACGCCAAUUCCAUGAGUGCAAUGUUUUCCACCGGGCGCACAAUACCAAAAAUCGAGCCACAGGAUGGUGUUGCUGGGCCACGUAGCUCCUGGAUGGUGCCACCUCCCCCGCGGCUUGGUCAGCCCCCGCAGCAGCAGCAGCAACAGCAGCAGGCGCAGCAGCAGCAACCCCCGCAGCCCUCUCAGCAGCAGCAACAGCAGCAGCAGCAGCCCCCGCCCCAAGCAGCAGCUCAUCCGCUUUCUGUACCUCAUGGUAUGCCGGGCAUGCCUGGCCCCAUGAACCCCGGUCCCGUGAUGGCGCCCCCGCCACCGCCGCAGCAGGCUCAGAAUCCACAGGGCAAUGGGGUGCUCCACGCCCAGGCCAAUUCACCCAACGAUCCCGCCUCCGCACUGGCCAUGCAGCAGCAACAGCAGCAGCAGCAACAACAGCAGCAGCAGGCGGGUGGCGUGCCCAAUGGAGCUGUCAACACCAGCAGUGGAUCCGCCACCGGGGGGCAGUACUAUGGACAGCCACCGCCGGGCAGUCAGAUGCAGGGCGCCAGCGGCGGCGGCUCCUCGGUCCCCCCGACCGUCCACGCCCAGCAGAAUGGCUACGUGUCGCAGGCGGGAUCCGCGGGCACAGCUUCCGUCGGCGGAGGAGGUGUCUUUGGCAACGCACCGCCCACAGCGCAGCAGCAGCAACAACCACCGAGCGGAGUGCAGGCCAAUGCCGGAUCUGCUGGGGCUCAGGCCGGCGGAGGAGGUGGCGCUGCUGGCACCUGGACAGGACCCAACACUCUCACCUACACGCAGUCUAUGCAGCCACCCGAUCCCCGCUCUUUGCCAGGAGGUUUCUGGAACUCAUCACUGCCGGGUGACCUGGGCUCGCCGCAACAGACGCCUCCGCAGCAGCAGCAACAACAGCAGCAGCCACGCCUCCUGUCGCGCCAACCGCCGCCGGAGUACUGGUGCUCCAUCGCCUACUUCGAGCUGGAUACGCAGGUGGGCGAGACCUUCAAGGUGCCCUCGGCGAAACCGAACGUUAUUAUCGAUGGCUAUGUGGACCCGUCGGGGGGCAAUCGAUUCUGUCUGGGCGCACUUAGUAAUGUUCAUCGCACCGAGCAAUCGGAGCGGGCCAGGCUUCACAUCGGCAAAGGCGUUCAGUUGGAUCUGCGGGGAGAAGGAGACGUCUGGCUGCGCUGCCUCAGCGAUAACUCUGUGUUCGUACAAAGCUAUUACCUAGAUCGCGAGGCGGGACGCACUCCUGGCGAUGCGGUGCACAAGAUCUACCCGGCGGCGUGCAUCAAGGUUUUUGACCUGCGCCAGUGCCACCAGCAGAUGCAUUCGCUGGCCACCAAUGCGCAGGCAGCGGCCGCAGCACAGGCGGCAGCCGUGGCCGGAGUGGCCAAUCAGCAGAUGGGCGGCGGCGGCGGCAGAAGCAUGACUGCGGCGGCUGGCAUCGGCGUAGACGACCUGCGUCGGCUGUGCAUCCUGCGACUGAGCUUCGUCAAGGGCUGGGGACCUGACUACCCGCGCCAGUCGAUCAAGGAGACGCCUUGCUGGAUUGAGGUGCAUUUGCAUCGCGCCCUCCAGCUGCUGGACGAAGUGCUCCACGCCAUGCCCAUCGAUGGCCCUCGUGCCUCCGCCUAAUCCGUAUUUAUAUAGUCGGCCCACAUCUACGUUAAGGACUCAGAGCAGAAGCUACCCGGCAGCUAUUGGCGGUUUUCGUUUUUUCAUUUGCUAUUCGGAUUAAGAUUAUUUUUGCCUUUGAUUAUUUAAUAAUGAUUUUUAUAAAAAAUUGAAACAAGUUAGCAGUCUUAAGUAUGUUGCUGUAAAGCACUAAGCAUCUAGUUUUAUGUACUAUAUUUAAAUACAUACACGCAACACCAGAGAUAGUUGACAAGCGGCAAGUUUUCGUUGCCCGUUUCCUGCCACGCCAAUCACGACAAGAAGCAUACACAAAAUUACAAUCAUCCAAGCCGCAAGGCGAAACAAAACAAACAUCAAUGCACCCAUAUAUACAUAAAUAAAAAAACUUGAUGUAAAAUGCAGCAAUUAAGGCAAGCAAAACAAGUAGUUGUAAAGUAACUAUAAUAAACAAAGCAAAAGCUUA
This is a messenger RNA of Drosophila ficusphila, 3413 nucleotides long. RefSeq names its product mothers against decapentaplegic homolog 4 (gene Med). The record is from RefSeq and is a predicted model, not a curated record. Gene Ontology annotation, biological process: regulation of transcription by RNA polymerase II; anatomical structure morphogenesis; cell differentiation. Gene Ontology annotation, molecular function: RNA polymerase II cis-regulatory region sequence-specific DNA binding; I-SMAD binding; DNA-binding transcription factor activity, RNA polymerase II-specific. The coding region runs from base 620 to 2950 and encodes 776 amino acids. NCBI's taxonomy places the organism in Eukaryota, Metazoa, Arthropoda, Insecta, Diptera, Drosophilidae. Gene Ontology annotation, cellular component: heteromeric SMAD protein complex. The transcript is spliced from 9 exons.